Messenger RNA from Cheilinus undulatus (humphead wrasse), 483 nucleotides. It is a transcript of the gene apoa2, whose product is annotated as apolipoprotein A-II. NCBI's taxonomy places the organism in Eukaryota, Metazoa, Chordata, Actinopteri, Labriformes, Labridae. The transcript is spliced from 4 exons. Bases 46 to 483 code for a protein of 145 amino acids. The record is from RefSeq and is a predicted model, not a curated record.
AAGACUGUCACUUCUUGGGUCUGUACGUCCAUCUCAGCAGCAGAGAUGAAUGCCAAAUACGUUGUGGCACUGAUCCUCGCCCUGCAGGUCUCCAUGAGCCUGUGUGAGGUUCCCCAACCAUCAGCGGAGCUUGUUGAGAAGUAUAAUCGAUUGAGAACAACAUUCAUCAGCCGAAUAAUGAACCUUUACGAAAAGGCACAGGCAGCUGCUGCUCCUAUGGUGGAGAAUGUGGGACAAAAUGAACAGACAACAGCUAUUAGAGAAUAUGUGGAAGACCUGCAGGGAAAACCAGAGACCCAAGCUUUUGUCAAGCUGGCCACUGCCCUAGUCCAGGAGGCAUCCCCCAUGGUGGACAGGGCCCGUUCAGCACUACUGGGUCUGUAUGAACAAUAUGUGCGCCCUAACUACGGACAGACGCUGGACGAUGUAAUCACCAACAAGAUCUCGCCAUUCCUGGACCAGUACUUUCCCGCUCCACAGUGA